Messenger RNA from Rhopalosiphum padi (bird cherry-oat aphid), 1617 nucleotides. Its product is annotated as acyl-CoA Delta-9 desaturase-like. Gene Ontology annotation, biological process: unsaturated fatty acid biosynthetic process. Gene Ontology annotation, cellular component: endoplasmic reticulum membrane. Bases 205 to 1425 code for a protein of 406 amino acids. The record is from RefSeq and is a predicted model, not a curated record. Gene Ontology annotation, molecular function: stearoyl-CoA 9-desaturase activity; iron ion binding. NCBI's taxonomy places the organism in Eukaryota, Metazoa, Arthropoda, Insecta, Hemiptera, Aphididae. The transcript is spliced from 6 exons.
CGCCUUACGAUCUUAGCUUCCCUGUCCCACAGUCGUUACUGCUUAAGAUUAAACUAUAAACGUCACGCCAACACGUUAUAUUAUGUUUUAUUGAUGCGAAGUCGGAAAACAAUACAAUUGGUGAAUUUUCGUCCUUGUAUCGGUUUUGAAUUACCAGGAUCCAAACUGCAAUCAUAUAGGAGAGAUUGAACACGAAUCGCAGUCAUGAGAUACAGGCUGAUUUACACGUUGCUGACCACAGUGCAGGAACUUCUGUUCGGCAAGAAAUUGUUUUUCGAUUGGCAGCUCGGCGACAACUGGGCGUUGAAGAGCAUGGAGAUUUUGGACAAAGAUUUGGCGGCCGCCGAAAAGGACCGGAAAGACGUGGAUGGCCAGCGGUCCAACGACCCGAACGGGUCGGAGUACGUGUACCGUAGGCAGAUCGUCUGGUUCAACACCAUCGGGUUCCUUGUGCUCCACUUGGGCGCCUUGUACGGUCUGUACUUGUUCUUGACAUCGACGAUGGUACUCACCAUGUUGUGGACAUUGAUGGUAGCGGGCGCAAGUGCGUUUUCCGUCACUAUGGGCGCUCACAGGCUAUACACGCACAGGACUUUCAAAUGUAACGAUUGGGUGAAAGCUCUGCUGGUGUUCGGGCAGACGGUCGCUGGACAAAAUUGCUUGUAUGUUUGGAUCAGAGAUCACCGACAGCAUCACAAGUACAGCGACACGGUAGCCGACCCGCACAACGCGUCGCGUGGUUUCUUUUUCUCGCACAUUGGAUGGUUGAUGGUGCGCAAACAUCCGGAAGUCAUUGCAAAAGGCAAAAAGAUUGACAUGACCGACAUCGAAAUGGAUCCGUACGCUAUGUUUCAAAAAAAAUAUUACAAAAUACUGUUCACAAUUUUGGCCAUGCUGAUGCCGAUGGUCGUGCCAUUCGUCCUCUGGGGGGAAACCCUGUGGAAUGGCUUCUUCGUGUGCUUCCUGUUUCGGCUGAUGACGGUUUUGAACUUGACAUGGCUGGUCAACAGUGCUGCGCAUCUGUACGGCAACAAACCAUUUACCAAUGACAUAAUGCCCGUGGAAAACGUUUACGUGUCCAUGUUCGGGCUGGGCGAGGGCUGGCAUAACUAUCACCAUUCGUUCCCGUGGGACUACCGGGCCGCCGAGUUCGGUCAGUACUUCAAUCUGACCACCAUGCUGAUCGACUUUUUCGAAGAGAUGGGCUGGGUGUGGGACAAGAAGUACGCGACGCCCGCCAUGGUCCGGAGCCGGGUGACCAAGCGCGGGGAUGGCACGCACUGCAAGUACAACCGACCGCAGUUGAAGGAAAGCGGCGACUCGUCCGAACCGGUGGCGGACGACGAGACUUACGAGGAGCUGUUCUGGCUGGAGGAACGGUCGGCUGCGACCGCCGAGCGUACGGCCGAGGCUCAGAAGGGCUGAACUACGUUGCCACGCGUAUAUAUAUAUCAGUUAAACUAUAUAUUACUUAUAUCUAUAUAUAUAUUUAUACAUUAUAUGAUAAUAAUAAUUAUCAUUAUUAUUAUACGUCACCAGAGGAUAUUUUUUAGAAACUUUUUUUUUUUCUUUUAUUUUAUGUAUGAACUUUUGUAAUAUUAUAUAUCAAUUUACGUA